Molecule: messenger RNA, 1587 nt
Organism: Aspergillus calidoustus
Lineage: Eukaryota; Fungi; Ascomycota; Eurotiomycetes; Eurotiales; Aspergillaceae
Source: the annotation of a GenBank genome assembly
AUGUCCGCGACAGACGAGAAACUGCCCACUCACUGCUCCUCAGUUGUCAGCAUCAGCAUCGCCAUGGCCAUCAUGGACAAAGAGCCCCUCCCCGCCGUCCUCGACAACGAGGACAAGGCCUCCACGGCCGAGGGCCAGCUGCACGACAGCACCGCCUCCUACAACCGCAUGCCCGAGUCGCUGCGCGGGCUGACGGAGAUGGAAAUCGACGUCUUGAACCGCAAGGUCGUCCGCAAGGUCGACCUCGUCGUCCUCCCCACCAUUGGGAUCCUGUACAUCCUCAACUACAUCGACCGGCAGAACCUGGCUGCCGCGAAGCUCCAGGGGAUCAUGGAGGACCUCAACAUGACCACCCAGCAAUUCGCCACCGCCGUCUCCAUCCUCUUCGUCGGAUACCUCCCCUUCCAGAUCCCCUCCAACCUCAUCAUCACCAAGAUCUCCCGGCCCGGAAUGUACAUUUGCUGCGCGGUCGUCAUCUGGGGCGGAAUCUCGGCGGCAACAGCUUCGGUCAAAACAUACGGGCAGCUCCUCGCCGUGCGCGCCAUCCUCGGCGCCGCAGAGGCCGUCUUCUUCCCCGGCGCGAUAUACUACCUCUCCGCGUGGUACACCAAGGCCGAACUGGGCAAACGCAUCGCGGGGCUGUACAUUGCGCAGCAAGUCGGCAACGCCUUUGGCGGCCUCUUCGCCGCCGCCAUCCUCGAGCUCGACGGCAUCCAGGGCAUUGCCGGGUGGCAGUGGCUGUUCAUCAUCGAGGGCUCGGCCACCGUCGGCAUCGGCGUCAUCUGCGCGCUCAUCAUGCCCGAGUUCCCGCACAACAGCCGCCUCCUCACCCCGCUGGAGCGCGACCUCGCCGUCUACCGCAUCGAGUCCGAAGCCGGCGCCGCCGAGGGCACGGAGAACGAGUCCGUCCUUCGCGGCUUCGUCAAGGCCCUGUCCGACCCCAAACUCCUGCUCAUGAUCUUUGCCAACAUGCUCUCGCAGACCCAGGGCAGCAUCGCAAACUACUUCCCGACCCUCGUCGCGAGCCUCAACUUCGGCCGCACCCUCUCCCUCCUGCUGACAGCCCCGCCCUACAUCCUCGCCGGCGGCGUCUACUACGUGAUCAUGUGGUUCUCGGACUCCCGAAACACCGUCUACCCGCUGAUCCUCAUCUGCGUCGCCAUCACCGUGGUCAUGUACAUCAUCCCCAUGAGCACGGACAACGUCGGCGCGCGGUACUUCGCCAUGAUGAUCCUCCCCUUUGCCUCCGUCGGCCCGCAGCUCCUGCUGUACAAGACGAUCAACCUGCACCUGGCGCGGCCCGUCUCGAAGCGCGCGGCGGCGUCGGCGCUGGUCAAUGCCAUUGGCGGCACGUCCAACAUCUGGGCGAGCUAUCUGUACUAUGCGCCGCCGCGUUUCUACGCGGCGUUUGGGACGCUGAUGGGGGCCGGGAUCUUGCUCGCCGUCACGGUGACGGUUUAUCGGUGGCUGGUCCGCAGGGAGAAUCGGAGGUUGGAUGGCGGGGAUCCGGGCGAGGUGGCCAAGGCGAUCAGGGGGGGUGUUACCGAGGAGAUGGUUGCGUUGGGGUGGAGGUAUGAGAUGUAUUGA